GCCAAUGCAACGUUGCCAGCUGGCGUUGGCCGCUCCGAUUGUGUGUUUGUUGCCCGUCGCAUUGCAUUUUGCAAUUGAUUCUGAAGAAUGAAGUGCUUCUGCAAGCAGGAAUGUUUCUUCAGUGCUGGGGCUGGCAUCGGAAGGUUUGCUGUGCACGGCCUUGCCUGAUAUCCUUUCUGGUUCAAAACUUGUGACAGCUCGUGGUGCCUUUGGUUGUGAUCACCACUAGGUCCUUGCUUUAUUCUCCUGUAAUGGCAAAGCGUGAAGCGCCUGCCGAAGCACCGCCCGAGAUUGUGGCCUCUACAAGCAGAGAUGUGGAGGCUGCGGGACCAGCCCCGCUCCCUGAUGACGCGAUUCGCCUCCCGGAGAGUUUGCCUGGUUGGAAGUAUGAUGGAAUCCUCUACUUCUCACGGCUACUCAGCUUUGUCACGGCCACAGCGGCUGUCAUUUGCGCCGUGAUCCACGGGCUGGCAGCAUACCGCAGUUUCAAGUACCAUGGAGAUGUGUUUCUUGGUAUACUGCGGAUAUAUGCUGUCCUGAUAUCGGUCUGGACGGCAUUAGCAGAGACGGAGUGGGAGUUUGUCUUCAGGUCGUUCUCAGUCCUCCAAUACUGGAUCGCCCGCGGUGUGCUCCAGAUCUUCGUCGCCGUGCUAACGAAGGCGCUUGGCCACACGGUGUUCUCGAGCGACUACGAGGUCCUUUUGCACAUAGUGGCCAGCUGGAUCCUCUUGGGAUGCGGAAUCGUGUACAUCCUGGCCGGAGCCAUGUGCAUCGGCAGCUUGAAAAGGACGCGCAUGCAAAAGGCCUUGCGGCGGGAGGAAGCGAUUCGAGAUCUGCGGGAAAGUCACGGAGUUAGGGAACGUUUGCUCGCCUAGGAUGUCUCUGUAUGUCGAGCGGACCGGCUUCUUUAGAAACCUUUGACAGGUCGCUGUACGACGGUGUAUGAUCCGGUUAGGGAGUCGAGACAGUAGUGUAAUAUAGGUUGUCAACAAUCAGAAACAUAAGAGCCUCCAACUCUGGGCUGAGAGGCGUGCUGAGAGGCCACCAAGUGAGUUUGCAGGUCAUGCAUCACGAUUCUAGCUUAGAAAGCAUACGAGCGAUCCCGACUGUCCCUCUCAGCAUGAGAAGAUCGUAGAUAAGAAUAAAAGCACUUCUAAGCAAAGCCCGAGUUGUGCCUCUGUUUUCGCCUUAACGUGUCAAUCUGCAAUGAAUGAACCGACUGGG
Molecule: messenger RNA, 1224 nt
Organism: Klebsormidium nitens
Lineage: Eukaryota; Viridiplantae; Streptophyta; Klebsormidiophyceae; Klebsormidiales; Klebsormidiaceae
Source: the annotation of a GenBank genome assembly